GCUGUGCCAUCCAUAACCACACAUCCACCUUCAGAUGUUGAUGUCAUUAAUUCUGAUUCUACAUUGCCGACAAGUCUUAAAUGUAUAGACAAGGCAAAGCCAGGAUCUUCUUACAAAUGGUAUUUAAAUAACAGUGAAAUAACAAGUAAUCAUGCUGUUUAUGCAUUCAAUGACUCUCCAUCAAUAUCUGGAAAAUGGACAACAACAACUAGUUCACUGAAAUGGAAAGAUGGUUCAACAGAAGCUGAAAGGAGAGGAGGAUCUGGGAAUAUUAAAUGCACAGCAACUAAUGAUGCUGGAUCAGCUGAUAAAACUGCCAAUGUCAAUGUACAGUGUAA
Owenia fusiformis is the source of this 338-nucleotide messenger RNA. NCBI's taxonomy places the organism in Eukaryota, Metazoa, Annelida, Polychaeta, Sabellida, Oweniidae. The record is from the annotation of a GenBank genome assembly.